Messenger RNA from Acaulospora morrowiae, 266 nucleotides. The record is from the annotation of a GenBank genome assembly. NCBI's taxonomy places the organism in Eukaryota, Fungi, Glomeromycota, Glomeromycetes, Diversisporales, Acaulosporaceae.
UUUUAGAACCCUCAAAAAUAGAAGAUAUUACACCACCUAUACAACACAACCAGUCUAUAGAUGAUUAUUUCAAUCAAAUAAAGACGUAUGCUACAGAAUUGGGUGUGAGCUUAGAUAACCAAGACCUUAAGGUAAAAUUCUUCAACGGUUUAUCGCCAGAAAAUAAAAAAGAUAUGAUCCGGUUUGGAUUUAAAGAACCUCUGAAAAAAAUAGUCGAGCACUUGAAUAGAAUCUCAGCUGGACCUACCGAUAUGCAGAAGUUUUGA